Molecule: messenger RNA, 4565 nt
Organism: Hylaeus volcanicus
Lineage: Eukaryota; Metazoa; Arthropoda; Insecta; Hymenoptera; Colletidae
Gene: Rap2l
Product: ras-related protein Rap-2c
Exons: 2
Coding region: 479-1024 (181 amino acids)
Biological process (GO): Rap protein signal transduction; negative regulation of cell migration
Cellular component (GO): plasma membrane
Molecular function (GO): GTP binding; GTPase activity; GDP binding
Source: RefSeq, a predicted model, not a curated record
GCAAGGAGGUACGAAGAAAAUCCAAGCGCGAUAAGAUGGCGUCACGCACGUCAGAGAGCUAGGGAAAGAAGUGAGGAGUAGAGGAAAGACAGGAAGGAGGCAGGCACAGGCGAACGUCGCCAGGGGACUGCGGUGUGUGACAGAGAGUGCGAAUACGGUGCUGUCAUGUCUUCUUCGAGCCUUAAGAACGGCUACGAUUCGAUCACGGUGGUGAAACGUUGUGCGUGAUCCCCCAUCGUUCCAGUAACAUCAUCGAUGCCUUUGUUCGGCAAUAAGAACUGUUCUCGUUCGAACGCGUUCGCUUCGAGGAUACGAGGACGGCGGUGGUAGUCGGCUGAGACGUGUUCGAUAAAGAAACAAACGUGCGCGACCGAUUAAUCGGCUGGGAAACUCGAGAGAUAGAAUCUUCCUCUCGGUCCUGGACACGUCGAGGAGGAGGAGGAGGCGGAGGAAGAGACGGAGGCGAACUGCCAAAGAGAUGCGCGAGUUCAAGGUAGUCGUCCUCGGCUCGGGCGGGGUAGGCAAGAGUGCACUCACCGUGCAAUUCGUUUCGGGAUGUUUCAUGGAGAAGUACGAUCCGACGAUCGAGGACUUCUAUCGGAAGGAGAUCGAGGUGGACAACUCGCCGUGCGUACUCGAGAUCCUCGACACCGCUGGCACCGAACAGUUCGCGAGUAUGCGCGAUCUUUACAUAAAGAACGGGCAAGGCUUCGUUGUCGUUUACAGCCUGACGAAUCAUCAGACCUUCCAGGACAUCAAGGCGAUGAAGGAAUUGAUAACGCGCGUAAAAGGCACGGAAAGGGUGCCCGUGUUGCUGGUAGCGAACAAGCUCGACCUGGACCAUCAACGCGAGGUGGAGACCGCGGAGGGUAACAAUUUGGCACAGCUCUGGGGAUGCCCCUUCGUCGAGGCGUCCGCGAAGAACCGCACAAACGUCAACGACGUGUUCGCGGAGAUCGUACGCGAAAUGAACUUCAGCCCCGAGAAAGAGAAGAAGAGCUACUGCUGUUGCAGCGUCCUCUAAUAAUUAAUCAAAAUCCUGAACCAGGCUCGUCUAGAGCCAUGUUAGGUAAAGGAAACCGCUCAACCUCGAGCUCGUGCUGUGAAUUCACCAAUCUGUAAGACUAAUGUUACCCUUUGGAUCGAACCAAUUUGGAUCGAGGAUCUUUGUGAAUUCGACUAUGUCAAAGACUCAACGCCGUCUCUUGGUUCUUUUUCUAUCGGAAAAUCGCAGUCUGCUAUUAGGCCGGCUGUUAAAUAUUUUAAUAUACAUGGAUAGUAUUAUAUGUAAUAUUAUUGUAAUAUAUAAUGAUAGAUGUAAGCGGGCAACGAAAGAGGUAACUCCGUCAGCAAAGGACCAAUAAUCGACAGAGAAAGAGCGAGAUACGAAAGUGAAAAUGGAUUGGUAAACGACACCGAUAUCAUUCCGGGCUACAAUGGAACUGCCCGGCGAUAGUUGUUACUUGUUAACGGCGAAACCAAACUCGAUACGUUUAGCUUUCUGCUCAAUCUAAACGAAGCGCCCAUCGCAUAUUUGUUCCAAUUUAGCGAAACCUGUAUUGCUCAUAGGUUAAACGCUAAUCAAUGGAACAUCCAAACUAUUUGCAGAUAUUGAAGGAAUCACUGUGGUGGCUAGCCAUUCGAUGUAAAGGAAAGAAUCGAAACGACUGAGUAAAUUUUAUUUACGAUGUACAGUCAGAAACUUGAAAGAGGACGUAAGGUCUUAUAUACGCAUUGUGCAAUGAUAUCCAUUAAUGAUAUACUACCCAUGCUCAAACGUCAGAGGCUGCGGUAAAGAAUUCUUCGUAUAAGGGGUUCGAAUGCUGUGUCGAGUGUACAGUUUUAAUAGUAAAAAUACAUUUUAUUAAGGAAAAUAUAGAGUCGCGAAAAUGAUCCACUAAUGGCUAGAAUUUUAUAUUCGGAACCAUGACAUUUAAACGAUCGAGUUCCAUCUGAUUUCGGUACCAUUUAGUUGCAUACCAGGUAUUAUUUAUGUUCUUAUUCGAUUAUAGAUUCAAUUACUUGGAAUUGGAAUUUGAAUAAUGGCACCUGGUGCUUCGAACAGCCAAGAUGUAAUUAAGAGAGAAUUGUCCCAGACAAAUAGAGAAGGAAGAACGUCGAUGGAAAGGAGAUUGCGGUAAUGUUACAGUGGAACAUUAGUACAUAACGUCAAUCGUAAACAUAAUUAUAGGAUUUAUAUGAUAAAGUCUGUACGAUAAAAAAAAAACAAUUUCGAUAAGUUUUAUAGCCAAUUUUAAACCAGCAAGAUGAUGAUUAGGCUUUGUAACUUGUUUUUUUCUCGCAAAGGCUUGCUGGUACUACACUGAUCCCUUCAAUUGCAAAAAAAUACAUAUGUGGUACUUGUAAUAAUAUCCGAUGUAUCCAUUGCUUUAUACGUACAGAGGAAUGUCCUUUCGUAAAAAAAAACUAUUCACCAUUAAGUUUAGCGAAUGUAAACCGAUGGAUGUUUAAAAAAAAAAAAGAAGCAAUGGACUCCCUUAUAAGUAGCAGUAGGUCGUGUGUAAUUUUUCUCGUGUGAUCAAAAUCAUAUUAUCCGAUGUUAAAUACCGCUUUGAUAUCAUAAACAAUCAUUACAUUAGCUUGAUAUAUUAUUUAACGCCACCAUCGAAGUCAUUAAUUUUUCCGUGUAAUCGCUGCACGACGUACCUUAAGCAAAAUAAGGGUUGUUCGCUCGUCUAUCGUUUUCUUUUUUUUAUGAGUUUAACCGAAGGAUAUUAAUCCCGAUUUUUUUUUUCUUGAAAAAAAAAAAAGAAUGUAUUUAUAGUUUGUAUAAUAUCUACUUGUUCGUCUAGAUUUACGCGUCUUUCGGAUCGAUUACGAUGUUGAAUUAUACACGAGCGAUGCCGCUUCCCUUAUCAAAGCGUAUCGGAGGACCUUAAAGUCGAACUGAAAAGUUUAAAAUGAACUGAUGUACAGUAUUUCUAUCAUUGGUAGUUAGAAGUGUCCGACGAUAUUGUUCUUGGGAAGAGCUAUCGAUCGUACGUUAAUUCGUUUCCAAUUGUCGGUGCACUUUUAAUAACGUCAUUUCGUAGCGAGUACGCGUGGCUGGGUGUUUUUUCUAAUUUCGUAAAAUCGCUUUACGAUACUUGUUGCAUGGAAACGUGUCUUGAGACGUAAUGAAAUUGAAUAUUCUAUACCAAUUAAAAUUUCCAAUAGUAGAUUAAUGUUGAUUCUAGAGUUCAACACUUGUCCAUCUUUCUUUAUUCGCGCUUUCUUUAUUUCGUAAUUACUAGACAGUUUCGAUAAAUAGUCACUCUGUUUUUAAUUGGUUCGAGUUAUCAUUGGUCGUGCGUGGUGGUGAAAGAAAAUUAGCGAAAACAGAAAAAGUACGAGAUAGCCUCGCGUGUUCGAUUGAUGAAGGGUGCUAAUACGUUUCGUCAGUUUAAGAUUGACGUAGCGUAUACCGACGUAGCGAAAAUCGGCCAUCCGUUUCGUUACUGUACUCAAACUAAAAACAGGCAAGGAAGAAAGGGAUGGUGAGGGGAGGGAAAGGGGGCAACAGAAUUAUUCGUAUCCACUAUUUUAUCACCACCCCGGAAAAUUCGUAGUCUCGCUGUGAUCCCGUAGAUGUAACCGCAGUUUUUCUAUUAAAAGACGACGAUAAUAACCGCGUAUAAAAGCCUUUCAACGGCGAAUCAAAGGGCCUCUUUGUGAAACGUGUAAUCGCUCUCGCUCUAUUAUCGUUACGUUUUUCUGCCCUCCUGGGUUUUUUGUGCUUCGCGAAAACCAUGGAUUGGCAAAGGGCAAAAAAAAAGAAAAGGGAAAGAAAAGAAAAGAAAACAGAAAGGUCGCUUAUUAUCUGUCCCGUGGAUAGCUCUCCGAGUAGUAUUCCCUCUGGUGCACGGGAUAAGGAAGAAAAAAGAAGUUUCUAUAUUUGUAUCGCUUCUAAACGUAACGCACACAAAUAUGCAUACGUAUACACGAGUACACGCGUGAUUAUCCGACACGAGGAUCGCGUUUAAGAAUAUUUUUCUAAAGCACGCGCUGAAACUUUCGUACGAGACAAAAGGCAAAAUUUGUCUAUUACGUGGAAAGCUAUCUACGGGAUCAGAGAAUCGAGUUAUAUUGUCUCCGAGUCAGCAUAUCAGCGUGAAGGACCAGGUUCGUUUCGAUUUAGUUCCUCGUUUCGGCCAGCAAAUCCUUCCGAUGUUUCGAAAAAAAAUGAUACGUAGCAAAAGAAAGCACAAAAAUUCACCAUCUACAAACGAUUCCCAUACGAUUUUAUAAUUAGAUAUAAAUAAAUGAAUAAAUGAAUGAAUAAAUAUAAAUAUAAAUAUAAAUAUAAAUAAAUAUAUAUAUAUAUAUAUAUAUAUAUAUAUAUAUUAUACAAUAUAUAUGUAUACAUGCAGAUUUGUUACGCAACUGGGUCACAUUAAUUCGAAAAACACCACGAUUUAGAUGUAUAUCGGCCUUUCAGUACUACCUGCGUAUGAUAUUGAGUACGAAAUACGUUAUAUUUUUUACAAUGUGAAGAAACUGUAAAUAUUAUAGCGUCGAAUUAUAUAUAAUAAUAAUAAUAAUAAAAAGGAAUAUUGAUAAACGAU